UUCUGCGACAACAAAAGAUGGCCGCAAGUAAAGGGCGAUCUGGCAGGAACAAACAAAGCAAACAAAAGUACGACACUGAAGGUGGCAGGCGUCAGAGUUCAGUCCUCAAGCGUCCGAGUGCACGUGCAACUGUUGAUCGUCCGUCUCGUGGUGGUUCCGGUGGUGGUUCUGGCGAUCCUCGUAGGCCCUCUACUCAAUCAACAGGAUCAACAAUCUCGCAGCAUGCUACAGCAGCCCAACGCUGGUUUUACUGUGCGUUUUUUGAGUUUAUCUAGACUUUUCUUUCGCUCGCAUCAUA
Molecule: messenger RNA, 298 nt
Organism: Meloidogyne enterolobii
Lineage: Eukaryota; Metazoa; Nematoda; Chromadorea; Rhabditida; Meloidogynidae
Source: the annotation of a GenBank genome assembly